GUAUUAUUUGCUAACAGGGUUCAAUUCUAGGUGUCAAGGUCGAGGUUCCCAGGAAAUCAUAUAGUACUCAACUGAUUGCUCUGGACAAUGAAAGAGAUACAGGCAAGAUGGCAAAUAUUGAAGAUGGAGGCUUUUUGAAACCCCAUAUAUUCACUCUGACAAUCCCGCAGGUCGACGGAGGAACCAAUCUUUCGGUUCAAUUUAGCUGGUCUCAAAAAUUGCUGUAUUCCAAUGGACAGCUGACCUUGAAAAUUCCAUUUAACUUCCCUAAAUAUGUAACGCCUGCCGGAAAGAAAAUUUCCAAAAGGGAAAAGAUACAGCUUAAUGUGAACGCUGCUCCUGGAACUGAAGUUUUGAGUAAGACAUGUAGUCAUCCUUUAAAGGAGCUACAGCGGCAAGCAGGAAAGUUGGCUUUCUCAUAUGAAUCUGAAGUUCUUACUUGGUCAAGCAGUGACUUCUUCUUUACAUAUAAAAUAUUUUCAAGUUAUACUGUUGGCAGCGUGCUUUUGAAUUCUCCAUCAUUGCUUGACGUUGACCAAAGGGAUAUGUUCUGCUGCUAUCUAUUUCCAGGGGACCAGCUGAAUGGAAAGAUUUUCAGAAAGGAACUGGUAUUUGUUGUCGAUAUAAGUGGAAGCAUGAGGGGAAAACCUAUUGAUGACACCAAAAAUGCCCUGGUUGCAGCUCUCUCAAAGCUUGAUCCAGAAGAUUUGUUUGGUGUAAUAGCAUUCAAUGAUGAAACCUACCUAUUUUCCUCAUCUUUGACACCGGCAACUGUGGAAGCAAUUGAGAAUGUCACUCAGUGGAUUAACUUGAACUUCAUCGCUGGAGGUGGCACAAAUAUCUUGCUUCCUUUGAAUCAGGCCAUUGGAAUGUUAUCUAAUAGUAGCAAUUCCAUCCCUAUCAUUUUCCUCAUUACUGAUGGGUCUGUUGAAGAUGAGAGACAUAUUUGUGAUUCUAUGAAAAGUCGAUUAACAAAUCAGAGUAAAGUUUAUCCACGAAUAUACACAUUGGGCAUAGGUUCAUUCUGUAACCAUUAUUUUCUCCGGAUGCUUGCAAUAAUUGGUCGUGGAUAUCAUGAUGUUGCUAUUGAUGCAGAUUCAAUUGAGGCUCAAAUUGGACGACUAUUUGCUACAGCCACCUCUAUCUUUCUAGCUAAUAUUACCUUUGAGGGUCUGGAUAACCUUGAUGACUUUGAGGUGUUUCCUUCUCGAAUUCCAGACCUGUCAUUUGAAAGCCCAUUAAUUAUAUCAGGCAGGUACCGGGGAAGUUUUCCUGAGACCCUUAAAGUCAAGGGCAUCCUUGGAGAUAUAAGCAAUUUUUCUCUGGACCUGAGAGUACAAGUGGCAAAGGACAUACCUAUAGACAAGAUACUCGCAAAACAACAGAUAGAACUACUUACAGCUCAGGCUUGGUAUUCAGAAAAUAAGGAGCUUGAAGAGAAGAUUGCAAAAAUGAGUGUGCGAAAUUCAGUUGUUUCUGAAUAUGCACACAUGAUCUUGCUUGAGACCGAGAGAGUGCGAAAAGGCAGUGAAUCAACCAGUGCCCAACAGUUUUCGGGCAAAGCAGAUUCUCAUAGGACAGAAGAUUCUAAACCUCAAAAGAUAAUAAGGGUGUAUAAGCUGGGAAUUGGUUUUGGCAAUUUAAAUGCUACUGUCGAGAACAGUCGUCCGGGAUACGAAGAAAAAGGUCCUCCUGAUGCUGGAGAGAUUUUCGUGAAGGCAGCUUCAAAUUGUUGUGGAAAGCUUUUUGGGCGCUGCUGUUGCAUGUGCUGUAUUCAAUGUUGUUCACGGAUGAACGACCAGUGCUCAAUUGCACUAACGCAGCUGUGCGGUGCCUUGGCAUGUUUAGGUUGUGCUGCCUGUUGUGAUGGACGAGAUUGAUUGUUGUAUGUCGUGUGAAUUAUACCACAAUGGUUGUAUAAUUAUAAUUCAUUAGUUGUCCUUAAGAGCAUGGCUGGGAGCUAGAUGACAUUACAAUAUAUGUUUAAAAAAAAAGAAAAAAAAAAGGAGAUUAUAACGCAUGGUAGAGUAGUGAAAGUCUUGAAUUACGCCCCUGUUUGAGUCCUAUUCUUAAAAAAUUCAUUUUCCCGUCA
Messenger RNA from Olea europaea var. sylvestris, 2092 nucleotides. RefSeq names its product inter alpha-trypsin inhibitor, heavy chain 4-like. The transcript has 12 exons. NCBI's taxonomy places the organism in Eukaryota, Viridiplantae, Streptophyta, Magnoliopsida, Lamiales, Oleaceae. The record is from RefSeq and is a predicted model, not a curated record. The coding region runs from base 108 to 1880 and encodes 590 amino acids.